AUGAUUUUUAGUCUUUCUUCAUCAUUUUUCUUUUUUUCUAUUUCUUUUUUUCAUCAUCUUUUUUCUCGUUCUGUUUUAUCACAAAAUUUUAAGGCUAAUCAUUUUUAUUCAUUUUUUCUCAUUUCUCUUUCAUCUUCUUCUUUUUUUCAUCAUCUUUUUUUCUCGGUUUGUUUUAUUAGAAAUUUCAAACUGCUCUCUUUAUUCCUCUUAUUCUUCAUCCUUUUCUUCAUCCUUUUCUUUGUCUUUUUUGUUUUUCUUCUUUUUUCUUUUUCUUCUUUUUUCUUUUUCUUCUUUUUUCUUUUUCUUCUUUUUUGUUUUUCUUCUUUUUUCUUUUUCUUCUUUUUUCUUUUUCUUUUUCUUUUUCUUCUUUUUUCUUUUUCUUCUUUUUUCUUUUCUUCUUUUUCUUCUUUUUUCUUUUUCUUCUUUUUUCUUUUUCUUCUUUUUUCUUGUUCUUCUUUUUCAAUAUCUGUUUUUAUUUCGUCCUCUUUUGCCACACUUUCUAAUUUGUUUCCUGUACCUUUUUUUUUUUUUUUUUCAUCCUUUUAUUCACUUUUUUUCAAUUUAUUUCAUCCAAAAAAUUUUAGGAUGUUUUUCCUCAUUUUUUUUUCAUUUUUUUUUUUUAUUUAUCUUUUUUCUUUUUCUAUAUUAUUGCUUUCUUUUCCUUUUCCUUCUGUUUUUCUUCGUCUUCUCUCAAUUUUUUUAAGCUGA
This is a messenger RNA of Acanthosepion pharaonis, 708 nucleotides long. The record is from the annotation of a GenBank genome assembly. NCBI's taxonomy places the organism in Eukaryota, Metazoa, Mollusca, Cephalopoda, Sepiida, Sepiidae.